Molecule: messenger RNA, 1238 nt
Organism: Paramecium octaurelia
Lineage: Eukaryota; Ciliophora; Oligohymenophorea; Peniculida; Parameciidae
Source: the annotation of a GenBank genome assembly
AUUCUAAAUAUCAGAUGAACAUGCAAUAAUUUCCAAAUUAUUACCCUUAUAUAUUAGAACCUUAGGUAACAUUUUAAGGGGAGAUUGAACAACAAAGUAUGAUAAUAAUGCAUUAUAAAUUCAGAAUAGAGCUCCAGUUCAAAUUACAAUGAGUUUAACUUCAUUCAUUAGAAUUUUUAUCCUCCUGCAUAUUCUCAUUAUUAAUUCGAGUAUGUUCAAGACAACGAAAUCCCAAGUUAAAUGAAGAAUAAAAAAAGCAAAAAAAAUAAGUAAUUAAAUUGAAUAUAGCAAACAGGAAUAACGACUAAAAGGGGUUAUUGCCAAAGACCAUGGAAUCGGAGAAACAAAUUGUGGAAGAUCUGCAAUAAAUAGCUGUCUAAUAAUAGUAGGGAGAUUAGAUGUAAAUAUACAUUAAAUUUGAUUAAAGAAUCAAGCCCAUCACUCCUUACGCAGUGCUUCAUUUUAAACAGGGGAGUGCAAUGCCCAAACUCCAAUCUGAUUUGGUAUCAAAUUAAUAGAAUGAAGGGGCAGGAUCAUAGGAAGGUUCUCAAUAGACCCAAAAGCAAAAAGGAUAGAAUCAACAAGUUAAGAAACCGAAGAAGGAGAACAUGAAUACUGGCCAUUGGUCGACUGACGAGCACUCAACUUAUAUUUAAUUUUUGCAGCAAUACGAGAACAUAAUGGCAUCUUCGAUGAUGAAGAAGACUUCUAAGAUAUUCAAAUAGAUGAGUGAAUUGAUUGGAACCAGGACUCCUAGUCAGUGUCGGAGUCAUCAUUAGAAAUUUAACCCUUAUGCGUUGCGAGGGGAAAAUGGGAAACGAUUGCCAAGAACUGAAAGGAGCAGAGCAGGCAGGAAAAAGAAGAAUCAAUAAUCUGAUUUGCCUAAGGCAGGUAAUGAUUAUAACAUGAAUAAAAGAGGAAGGAAAUGUGAUUUUGAAUUACGAGGCUGCCGAUCCUUAUUACUACAUGAUGUUGGAGCAACAGAAAUACUAUUAUGCUGGUUUGCAUCAGGACUACUGGAACCAAGCAUAGGAGGUGGAGUAGAAUCAUAGCAUCAAGAAAGAGGAAGAGCCUGAUCAUUUGAAUCACGGGUAGAUGUAGUAGUCUGAAUUUGAGGAAUAUUUGAAAUAUAGUUCCUAAAGGAAUGGAAACUAGCUGGAUUACAAUUUCGAUGUUAGAAAUCAAGCAGUAAACGAUUUAUUAAUGUGAUAAUUAUUAUUAUGUGGCAUGAUAUACAA